Solea senegalensis (Senegalese sole) is the source of this 1590-nucleotide messenger RNA. RefSeq names its product low density lipoprotein receptor adaptor protein 1a (gene ldlrap1a). Gene Ontology annotation, cellular component: early endosome. Bases 61 to 993 code for a protein of 310 amino acids. The record is from RefSeq and is a predicted model, not a curated record. The transcript is spliced from 10 exons. NCBI's taxonomy places the organism in Eukaryota, Metazoa, Chordata, Actinopteri, Pleuronectiformes, Soleidae.
UGCCGGGCUCAUUUACUGUGACAAACUUCACACCGACUCUCGGCUCUCUCAGACCCGGACAUGGAUGCCCUCAGGUCGGCCGGCAGAGCCAUCAUCCGCAGCCCGAGUUUGGCCAAACAGUCGUGGACUUCAGGCAGACACAGAAAGCUUCCAGAGAACUGGACGGACACGCGCGAGACCAUCGUAGAGGGCAUGACCUUUAACCUCCGUUACUUUGGCAUGACACUGGUGGAUCAGCCCAAGGGGGAGGAGCUAUCGGCUGCCGCUGUGAAAAGGAUUGUCGCCACGGCUAAAGCCAGUGGGAAGAAGCCUCAGAAGGUUGCUCUCAAAGUGUCCCCUCAGGGAAUAAUGGUGUACGACAGCCUGACGAAUAAACUCCAGGAAAAUGUCUCCAUAUACAGAAUAUCCUACUGCACCGUGGACAAACUGCACGACAAAGUGUUUGCUUACAUCGCUCAGAACACCCUCAACGGGACCUUGGAGUGCCACGCCUACCUCUGCACCAAGAGGAAAGUGGCUCAGGCAGUGGCUUUGACUGUGGCCCAGGCCUUCACCGUUGCUUUUGAACUCUGGCAAGUGGCCAAAGAAGAGAAAGGGAGAAGAGUGAAGUCCGGUUCAGCCGGAGACACCAGCAGCAGUUCUCACUCGGAGAGAUCGGACAGCUUGGGGAGUCUGAAGGGAACGGAUGUUGCCACAGACAACCUCCUGGACUUUGAGGACAGUGUGAAUGUGACGGUGGAGACCAACGGGAACAUGGAAGCGGAUCAGUUGGACAACCGUAGGCCUCCUGAGACCAAUGACAACCCAGGCUGGGAAACAGAAGAUGGUUUGGAUGAAGCUUUCUCCAGACUGGCAGUGUCGCGUACUAACCCCCAGGUCUUGGACGUUGGGCUGACGCCGCACGACUGGCUCGCCGAACCCGACUGUGACGGCACCGACGGAAACACUCCGCGCUGCCUCAGCCCGUUCACCGAUGACAUCUUCAGCUUCUGACCACCAACAACACAGACAGACAGACAGACAGACAGACAGCAACAACCUAUGAAUUUAACAUAUUUAAAAUGAGGAUUAAGCGUCAAGUCAAAAGAGAAACUUCACCUACUUGUUGCCUUCUUGUCUUCGUUUGUGCUGCGACUGCACACCAAAGCAAUAAUCCCGUCUUUUAAAGUUACUCAUGUUCAAACACUGUAAACACAAAGUCCACUUCUUUCUUUCUUUUUGUCCAUUAGUUGUCCUUUUGUAACAUUUCAGUGUCAUCGUAAUCAAAGAGUUUUGUAUACUGUUUAGCUCUAAUUUAUAGUUUUGUAAAAAACAAACUUUGUAUAUGGAUGAAGAAAAAAGAUGAUUAAAUUCGGACUGAGGCACAAACAAUAGCAGCGGCACAAUCGGCUGUGCCACGUUUUUAACUUCAACAUCAGUGGCUUUAGUUUUUUUACUCGUCUUUUGCGUUCAUGUAAAAUCUACAAGUUCACAAGUUUGUCGCAGGCGUUCAUUUUUCUUUAAUGAAUCUGCAGUGUGACAGAGUUGUCUUGAACAACGCCCAGGAGUGUACAUUAGAAAAUACAAAAUUUGCAUUGUAAAGAAUUAAAA